Aegilops tauschii subsp. strangulata is the source of this 1785-nucleotide messenger RNA. RefSeq lists its product as uncharacterized. Gene Ontology annotation, biological process: ribosomal small subunit biogenesis; ribosomal small subunit export from nucleus. Gene Ontology annotation, cellular component: cytosol; nucleus; preribosome, small subunit precursor. Lineage: Eukaryota; Viridiplantae; Streptophyta; Magnoliopsida; Poales; Poaceae. The record is from RefSeq and is a predicted model, not a curated record.
UUCACGCUCCCACGGUCUCACUCUCACCUCCAAACCCAAAUCCCCAAACCCUAACCACAGCACCUACCUCCGCCGCCACCGCCGCCAUGGCAGGAGCAGGAGUCGGCGGCCGCAAGGCUCGCAACUUCGCGACCUUUCGCCUAUUCCCCCGCGACGGUGCCGCCGACCCCAACGACCGCGUCUUCGUCCGCGUCGACAACAACGCCUACACCAUCCCCGGCUUCGGCGACGACGAAGACCCUUCCCUCUCCCCCACCGCCGCCGCCGACCAAUUCCCUUCCUCCACCUCUGGCCCCCUCCCCGACCACGUCCGCCAGCAGAUCCUUGAGCUCGGCCUCCCCGACGAUGGCUACAACUACCUUCUCCAUCUCCGUGAGCUGCGGCCCUCCGCCGUGGCCUCCUCCUUCGUACCCAGCCACACCGCCCGCCCAGAGCAACUUCCCCUGGACGUGAAGGCCUAUGAUGCAAGCAAGGUGCGGGUUGCUUCUGGCAAGGUCGAGGAAGAGCUGGACGAGGGGAGGACCAUGUGUAAGGUGGCCGCAAAGACGGCACCGGUCAGGCGAGUUGAGAAGGCCGUCGACCCUGACGUUGCAAGGUUGCUCGAUGAGAGCGAGGAUGAGGGUUUGGAGGAGGAUUUCGUCAUCAUGGCAAACCAAGCCGAAGGGGAUGAUAUGGAGGAUGAAAGUGAGGAAGAGGGGGGCGGUGUGUUCAGUGAUGUGGAAAAUGAUGAGGAGUUCGAGGAUGAAGAGGGUGAGCCCAAGCCGAGGGUGCCACGGUUGCUGGAUGAACAAUUUGAUCUGCUUGCUUUGGAAGAAUAUGGAGCUAGUGAUGAUGAUGAUGGAGCUGUUAGAGAUGGGGAACAUGAACUCCCAACUGAGGUUAUAGAUGAAUUGAAGCUGUUCCACAAUCAAAAUGUAUGCGUUGAUGAAGAAUAUAGAACACCAGCAGAUUUUGUUCGUGGAAAACUUGACUCAACCACCGCUGAGGAGGUGGAUGAAUCUGCUAAUGUGAUCCAAAAGUGUGCUGAAUAUGCUGAAAGGUAUUUAAAUGAAACUGCAGAAGAUGAAGAUGUCUUGCUUGUUUCGGAAAGCAGUGAUGAAUCUGAAGUUUGGGACUGUGAGACCAUUGUUUCCACGUACUCUAACUUGGACAAUCACCCUGGCAAAAUUCAAACUCCAGGAAAUCCUAAAAAUCGUCUUCCCAAAGUUUUCCCUGGGGAAACAGCAACAACGAAAGAUAUCAUCAAGCUUCAUGGUAAAGAGAAACUUCCUGUAGAUUACCUGCCACAGAGGAAAAGAAAAGUUGAAAAGGAGAAGAAAGCAAAGCCCACAGAAUCUUCAGAUGCUGAAUAUUUUGAAAAGGUAGUAGUUCAGAAGGAAACAAAAGAUGAAAAGAAAGCUAGAAAGUCUGCAGUAAAAGAAGAGAAGAGAGAAGCCCGGAAAGCAAAGAAAGAGCUCAAAGAACUAUAUAAAUUUGAAACACAGAAGGCUCAGAAAGUUGCUGCUGUUACAGGACCAUCUUCCAUACGGCUAAUAUAAUUCCUACAUCUGCCGAACUGUUGAAGCCUUGAAGAAGACAGUAGUCCAGAGUAAGAUAGGCAUGUCAUAUGUAACUGCUGGUACCUGAGACAUUUCAUGCCUUGCUUAAGGUUGUCCCAUUCUCUGGACUGGAGGCAGUGAAUGAUUUUGCUUGGCAUUACCUUUUUACUGCCUAAUGUAUGAGUUUUGUGUUACCUUAAUGAGCACACCAAGUGAAUCAAAUGGGCGAAUAGUUUUGUAGUUUAAA